Liolophura sinensis is the source of this 1928-nucleotide messenger RNA. Its product is annotated as DNA/RNA-binding protein KIN17-like. Gene Ontology annotation, biological process: DNA replication; DNA damage response. Gene Ontology annotation, molecular function: double-stranded DNA binding. Gene Ontology annotation, cellular component: nucleus. NCBI's taxonomy places the organism in Eukaryota, Metazoa, Mollusca, Polyplacophora, Chitonida, Chitonidae. The record is from RefSeq and is a predicted model, not a curated record. The coding region runs from base 132 to 1394 and encodes 420 amino acids. The transcript has 10 exons.
UUUCCGUCGUCUUAUUCACGUUUUUUUAUGCUGUUUUUAACCGUGCGCUGAUCAACUCAAGAUCUUACCGUGGUGAUGGAGUGAUAUGCUGGACAGAUACAGAGUAAGCAACAAGCAAGAAAAAUCAAAAGAUGGGCAAAGAAAAGGCAGGAUUCCUGACCCCUAAGGCCAUAGCUAACAGAAUCAAAGCCAAAGGCCUCCAGAAGUUACGGUGGUAUUGUCAGAUGUGUCAGAAACAGUGUAGAGAUGAGAAUGGAUUUAAGUGUCACAUGACUUCAGAGUCUCAUCAGAGACAACUCCUGUUGUUUGCUGAAAACCCAGACCAAUACAUAGAAGACUUUUCAAAGGAAUUUGAAGAUGAUUAUUUGGAAGUCUUGAGGAGAAGAUGUGGCACUAAACGAAUCCAUGCAAACAUUGUCUAUCAAGAUUAUAUCAGCCACAAGGACCAUGUUCACAUGAACUCUACAAAAUGGGAAACUUUGACAGAUUUUGUCAAGUGCCUAGGACGAGAAGGAAAGUGUAUUGUGGAUGAAACAGAAAAGGGUUGGUUCGUGCAGUACAUAGAUCGUGAUCCGGAGACAAUUAGGAAAAUGGAAGCAUCUGCAGCAAAGGAGAAAAUGGAAAUGGAUGAUGAGGAGAGAACAUCCAGAUUUAUUCAGAAACAGAUAGAGAAGGCAGCUGCUCAAGAGAGAGAAAAACCAGUUACCGAAUUUACAGAGCUUCAGAGAGAGAAUGAUGAGGAUAAAGUCACUUUUAGCCUUGCGCUUAGUAAGAAAGAAAUUCCAGCAGUAAAGACUGACGUUUCCAGUACAUCCACUCUGACUGUGAAGAAAGAGAAGCCAAGCUCUUCAGAUGACAUGAAGGCUGAAAGUACCAAAGAUGUUUCCAAGGCACGAGUUAGUAGGUGGGCAGACAUGGAGGAGGCACCACCUGCUAAGCCAAAACCAGGACCUGGGAUGGCUGGGCAAAAACGAAAGUCAGCGCUGGAUGAAAUUAGAGAAAUGGAAGAAAAAAAGAAAGAAAAAAUGAACAGAAAAGAUUACUGGCUUCAUAAAGGGAUAGUGGUAAAAUUGAUUACCAAGAAAUUAGGUGAACGCUACCACAAGAAAAAAGCUGUUGUGUUAGAGGUAAAGGAUCUGUUUACAGCCACAGUGAAGAUGCUGGACAGUGAAAAAGUCUUAAAAGUCGAUCAAACACAUGUGGAAACAGUCAUUCCAGCUUUGGGAAAAGGUGUAAUGAUUGUGAAUGGAGCUUACAGGGGACAGGAAGCCAAGCUAACUGAAAUUAAUGAGCAGAAGUUCAGCUGUACAGUCACGCUCAGUUCAGGGCCACUGAAAGGCAGGGUACUUGAAAAUAUCCAGUAUGAAGAUAUCAGCAAACUUCAUGUAACGUGACAUUAGCCUCAUCUUGGAAUGCAUUGUACAAUAAAUAAUUUCUCAAUGAAACAUCAUCUGGCUCUAAAUUGUAUACACAUGUAGAUACUGUGGUAAACUUUGUCAGUAACUUGCCAGUGGUCAGUGGUUUACCAAGGGUUCUCUUGUUAAGUGAAAAAUUGUCACUAUUUCGUUAAACGACAAUUAAUUAAAGAAAUAAAUACUGCAGUUAUCAGGUCUCUAUGUAACAUAGUUGAAAUGACAUGGUUCUUGACUCAGGUUAAAUGGUAAAUGAACAUUUAAAAAAACUGUUUUGAAAAUAUGCUCUUCCUGGUAUUCAAGAGCCACAGAAUUUCAUGCUGGUCAAUUGUUGAAGUGGGAGCUGUAGGACAUGUGCAUAUGACAUACUUUGAAUGCCCAUCCCUUUAAAUUUGUUCAUACAAAAUCAAUCAUUAUGUUUUAGAAGCUCUUGUCCAUAGUAUGUAUAUGCCAUCAUUUAUUAUAAUAAAAUUUUUAAUACCAAUUGUGAUGUAACCAUUUUGAAAAUAUACAAUG